Patiria miniata (bat star) is the source of this 2502-nucleotide messenger RNA. Its product is annotated as alpha-N-acetyl-neuraminyl-2,3-beta-galactosyl-1,3-N-acetyl-galactosaminide alpha-2,6-sialyltransferase-like. Gene Ontology annotation, molecular function: alpha-N-acetylgalactosaminide alpha-2,6-sialyltransferase activity. Gene Ontology annotation, biological process: ganglioside biosynthetic process. The transcript has 7 exons. Lineage: Eukaryota; Metazoa; Echinodermata; Asteroidea; Valvatida; Asterinidae. The coding region runs from base 134 to 1114 and encodes 326 amino acids. The record is from RefSeq and is a predicted model, not a curated record.
CUCCUGAGGGCGCUGUGUAAACACGCGGCACAAAUAAAAGUAAACAAGCAUUAGAUGUCCACAGGCACAGCACAGUCAGUAUGGCCAUGAGAUAGAACUGCAUUUUCCUACACCACAUGGCAAACACAGCAACAUGAGUGGACACGACCAGCAGGCCAGCGUUUGCUGUGUCAAAGUGAUGACACUGCCUAAAUGGCAGAUGAAGUACUUGCUUCUGUACUCGGUAAUCAUCAUGCUCCUGGUGACCUUCUACAUCAGUUGGGAUAACCUGCACUCGCCAUCUAAGAGGUUACUGGGUACGCACCCAAAGCAGCCCCUGGGCGGGAGCAAGCUGUUAGAACUGGCCAGAGAGAUCACAAAAGACUACAUCAGAGUGGAUUCAAAAGAGUCAUUUCAUCACCACUGCAACAACUGCUCCGUGGUGGUCAGCUCGGGCCAGCUCCUGGACAAAGCAGCGGGCAGAGAGAUUGACCAGUCAGCCUGCGUGAUCCGCAUGAACGACGCCCCCACCGUUGGCUACUCGGUGGACGUCGGUCGCAAGUCAACACUCAGGGUAGUGUGCUUCAAAUCCUUGCCCUUCCUCAAGGGUGCCAACCUCAUUGGCAGAGGGAAGACCGACAUGGUAGCAGUGUGGGGGACAGAGAACCCACAUCACAAGGGGCGCGCCACCUACAUGCUGCGACAGGUGCUCAAGGCCUACGAACGCGACCCAAUCCAGUUCUACUCCAUGAAGAACGAGGGGGAGACUAAAGUAGCCGAGUUGUUUGAGGACGAGCUGGGUAUCGACAGGGUUAAGACCAACACGUGGGUUUCCACCGGCGUGUUCACAAUGCUUCUGGCUAUCCAGAUGUGUGACAGCAUCACAGUCUUCGGUAUGGCAGAUGAAAAUCACUGCAAGCUUCAUCCCGACAGUCGCAUCCCUUACCAUUACUACGGCCGGUCUAUGCUGGAGUGCGAGAUGUACAGGCAGCAUCAGGAGGAGUUUGAGCUAGGCAGUCACCGUUUCCUUUCGGAGAAGACGCUGUUCCGACGCUGGGCCAACAUGCUGGACAUCAGGUUCCGAUAUCCGCACUGGAACUUGACCCAGCUCAACGCAGCAAACGGGCAAGCGUGAGACACUUGGUUUGGAUUUUUUUUCAUUGCGUUUAAAAGUGCAACUCUAAUGCAUGACCACAAGGGGGCGCCCUUACAACAGACCAGGUAUCAACUAUCCUGCAUGGGACUUACAACAAACAGACAAGCUUGAGACUCCUUUGAAACAAUGAUAUCAGAGCUUUGAAAUUGUAUGCGCGACUUUAAAGAUGGUGCUCUAUCUCAACACGUUUUUUUGUGUUUAUUAACCAAAAAUAUUUUUUGGACAAGGUUUUAUGAUCGAAACCGCCCGUUCUUUUUCAGGUAGAAAUGAUGGCAAAUGUAUGUCUGUGAUAAAGUGCUAUGUUUAGGAGAUUCCAAUUCCCACCAUUUUUAAAAAAUAUUUUUGAGGGGGAAAGAUGAAGUAGGUAAAAAAAAACAAAAGUACAAAAUGUACAAAAACUUCACCUCUGUGAUCUCUUGUUCUAAAUUUAAUGUAAUCAAUUCAUGCAAACUCUCUGCACAACUCACCAAGCGUCUGAAAUAGAUAAACUAAUUUUGUACUAUUUUGAAAUUGAACCAAAAUUAAGUGUUUUUUUUUUCUUACAUAUUUAUAAUGACUCACUGGUCAAUUAAAACCAUUUUACAGUUUUCCAAAAUCAAUCUGAGCAAAUUCUUUACAAAUUUAUUUUUGAUGUAAAGAUGGAAAUCUUAAGUUGGAGUAAAAUGGUUCCAUUCAGCAUGAUUUUAAUUUAUUGAAUAUACACUGGCAUUUCAACAUAAAAAUAAAAUACAUUUUUGAGGGAUUCAGAUAUUUUUUUAUUGACUAUGGAGAUUUGAUUUUCUACCUAAUCGAAAUUGAAAAUUGUCAAGUUAGUCGUGUACAUUGUAGAUUUCAAAUACUUUCAGAAUGUAAUGUAUAUUUAUUCAUUUUUUUACAGUAUUCAAAUGAAAGCCAUUUCAAUCAGAAACCAAAAAUGCAACUGAAUCAAAAUUUGUGAUUAAUAUUUUUAUGACUUACUAGUUUAAUUUUUUUGCAAUCAAAAGAUGACGAGAAUGCCAUAAUUUAUAUUUAUGAUCACAUGAUUUUUAUUUAUAUUAGAUUGUUAGUUUUACAAAUACUAAAUUUAGAUAUGUAUGUGUACAUUGAAGUUACAUGUUUCUAAAACUGUUAAAGUCUUUUUAGAGGUUUUAUAGUUUUUAGAUCGUUUAUCGCAGUACUGCAUGUGUGUGAAUUUAAAGAUGCAAUCACAUAUUAGGUGCUGAAAUUAUAGCAGAAAUAAUUGUGAAAUUAUGAGAGUUUAAGCAGCUGAAACUGACCCUUUAAUUAUGUAACUUACUUGAUUUAACUCUGUAAAUUCUAGUUCUUCCCUAGGAAGAGAUAUUAUGAUUCUCUGAAUAAAUUUCCAGAAUAUUGCGUAGAUUUGGAAA